Molecule: messenger RNA, 1395 nt
Organism: Tarenaya hassleriana
Lineage: Eukaryota; Viridiplantae; Streptophyta; Magnoliopsida; Brassicales; Cleomaceae
Exons: 6
Coding region: 90-1244 (384 amino acids)
Biological process (GO): protein transport
Source: RefSeq, a predicted model, not a curated record
UUUUUCUUAUAAAAGUUUCGAUCUUUCCCAUCUUGGAACACAAAAACACAAAACCCAUCUCGGGUUUUCAUGGGUUAAAAGGAAAAAAAAUGAUGUUUUUCGGGUUUCUGAUGAGACCCAAGAUGUUUCUCGACGAAUUUAUGAAACCCAAGUUCUACAAGAGAUGCAAAUCCACGACCAGUGUCAUGAAGAUUCGGCUGGAUGCAGUUAGGAGAAAGAGGAAUGCAGUGAUCAAGUUCCUGAAAACGGACAUUACAGAUCUUCUCAAGAGCUGUCUCGAUUACAAUGCUUAUACAAAGACAGAAGUAUUGCUCGAAGAGAAGAAGAGGCUAACGUGCUACGAUCUCAUCGAACGCUUCUGCGACUGCAUUUUCGCCAAUCUCUCGCUUAUGCUGAAGCAAAAGGAAUGUCCUGAAGAGUGCAAGGAAGCGGUUUCAUCGCUAACAUAUGCAGCAGCAAGAGUUCCCGAAGUCCCGGAACUCAAGGAUCUGAGAUCUUUGUUUGCAGAGAAGUACGGAAAUUUCAGUGAAUCAUAUGUGAAUCAAGAGAUCAUUGAGAAGCUCGAUCAUAGGAGACCCUCACGAGAAGAAAAGAUUCAGACAAUGCGAGAAAUCGCAAGGGAAUUCUCAAUCAGUUGGGAUUCCAUGGCUCUGCAAGAGAUGCUUCUAAGACAGUCUUCAGUUCUUCAGAUUGCGGAAAAGGACCAAUCUUUGAGCAAACCCAGCAAUGAUCAGUACACCGAGACGAAGAAGAUGAAAAAGACGAUGAAACUUGACAGCAGCAGCGAGGAUGAAUCUGUUCUUUCGGAGAGUUGGAGAGGAGAUUCAUUGCAGGGAAGCAGUUCGACUUCGAGUUCGUGCUUGUCAGAAGACGAAACGGAUACAGACACGAAGAAGACUGUGUCUUACAGAUUCAUUCCUCCUCCAUACACGAAACCAGGAGCUGGAAAAGAUGAAAACCCACAAGAGAAGAAGAAGAAGAACACCGAUCGAACAGAGGGAUCAGCUCGGAGAAGAUUACUUAAGCCGCAAGGUACUGAGAAUCCAACAAGCACAAGCAACAACGAAGCAUCAUCGUCGACAGGAUUCAGAGAUUUAGGGUUCAAGAACGAUGGAAUCAUCGAUUCGAGACGGAGUGAGAACGGAAUGAGAGACGACGAUCGAAGAUCUCCGUCGUUCCAGCGGUGGAAAUUGCCGGACUAUGAUGAAUUGGUUGCUCGGAUUUCGGCUCUUCGCCGGAGAUAAAGACGAAGAAGCAAUCUAGGGUUCAUCAGAUGUUUUCUUCGUAGUACCAGUUUCAUAGAAAAUGUUCGAUUAAAUUUACGUAGCUUAUUCACAUUGUGUUAGAUUUUAUAUGGAACCCAAGGAAAAAAAAAGGUGUAAAAAUUAUACGGAA